Messenger RNA from Dermacentor andersoni, 2385 nucleotides. RefSeq lists its product as uncharacterized. NCBI's taxonomy places the organism in Eukaryota, Metazoa, Arthropoda, Arachnida, Ixodida, Ixodidae. The record is from RefSeq and is a predicted model, not a curated record.
AAAUAACCGAGUGCGCGUAAUCACGACAGCUGACCACUGACAAGGCGUGGCCCGCUCGUCCCCGCUGUCUCUCGAGGGAGCUUGGAGAUAGCGUACGACCGAUAACACCGCCCUCGCAUGCACGAUCCGGCAGGACGGCAUUCGGCUUCGCGGCAGCGUCAUUUCAGGUGGCCGCUCUCGUCUGGCCGCAACCGUGCUGUAGCGCCGACAGCGACCACUGACUGCUCUGGCAAUGAGUGUCGCGCAUGGCUAGUAUAAGGUGUGCGAGCAGCAGCCGCGUUCAAAACGCGCGCCGCAGCAACAGGUUGUCGGCGGCACCCGAGCGCCGCCUGGCAAGUGGUCGGCGUAGCCGGGGCCGAGUCCGCGCAAGGAGCCGGCGGUGGUCGUCACGUGCGUCUUCCGGCGGCGGGCUGGAGACCUCCUCUCUCGCGGUGGCGAGCGCGGAGCUCGCGGCCGGCGGACGCGUGGUCGCCGCCGUCAGUGUCCCCGUUGGCUCGGGUUGGGCUGCGUAUGGCGCAGCGGACGCGGCGCGGAGUCCCAGCGUCGGAGCGAGCAGUCCGGGCCCAGCUAUCAGCAGAGGCGGCGGCGGCCCGAGUUCCUUGAACCCUGCCCGCUCAAGGUUGGCGGGGCCGAGCCGCGAGCUGGCGGCUGUCGAAGGCAUGGCGGGACUCACGUGGAGCGACCAGGAGACGUACGAGCUGAUCCGCAUCUGGGCUGCGGAUCGAGACCUGCUCGAUGGGACGUCGCGUAACAACAAGGUGUACGAGAGCAUGGCGGCGCAGAUGCGCAGCCUGGGCUACCUGCGUACCGCGCUCCAGGUCAAGGAGAAGAUGAAGCGACUACGCAAGGAGUACAAGUACGGCAAGCGCAGCAAGAAGAUCGCCACCUACCACGACGCGCUGGCCACCGUGCUCGCGCAGGGCUCUAAAGGCGGCUCGCUCUUCAUCAAGAGCGAGGUGGACGAAAGCAUGGGUUCCGAGGAAUUCGCCGGCACGGACUCCGAGACAAACUACAUGGAGGACGGACCGGGCUGCUCGGCGCCACCGGCUGAGGGCAACGGCAACGACGAGCGUGCCCAGGGGUUCUUCCGUGGCGGCAGUGCGGCCGGCAGCACGGGCGGCGGCGGGGCCCAGGGCCUCGACUACAGCCGCUCGCCCGGCUCGCCGCCCGUCGAGUGCGCCACGGCGCUGCGCUUUCCGGCCGACAAUUUCCCCACCAUCACGACGACGACCGCUGAGCCCGGGGACGGGGCGCGGUUCCCGGCCGCCGGCGCAGGCGGCCCGCGGGCGGCGCUCAAGCGCAAGCUGCCCGACGCGCCCUCGCCGCCCACGCUGGCUGCCUCGACGCUGACCGACCUCAUCACGCGCGGCAUCGACAAAUUCGUCGAGCUGGAGCACAAGCGCAUGCGGCUCGAGCUGGACCUGCUCGAGCGGCUGCGUCACGAGGAGCUCGAGCGGCUCGAGCGCAUGCGCCGCGAGGAGAUGGACCACGAGUUGCGUCUCAUGAGCGUGCUCGCGUCUCUCUUCAACAACAACAACUCCACGUCCAGCGUGAACCUCAACAGCAGCAGCAGCGAGCCGCCGGCGGGCUCGUGACGCGGGCUGUACUCUUGACUCUCCGCACAACAUUCCAUCCGCUCUUUUGUGAUGCCCGUAAAGACUGUGGGCGCCUUUCUUCUCUGUUUUAACCUCACCCGUGCACCCCGCCAGGGCCCUGCGCGCUGCACAAUAAGAUGAGAUCGUUGCAUUAUGGCGCCCUUGAAUCCCGGGCGCCGCGUUUUUUUCAGGGCCCUUCAGGCAGCAGAGAUCCUGUUUACCAUUCACACGGUUCAUGCUAGCACGGGGCCAGCGCACAUGGACAGACACCGUGUAUUAGUGGGAGACAUGGACGUUGCAGGUGGCCUGCACGUGUCUUCGUGUUUUCAGUUUAUUUUAUUUGUGUUUGUUCUGACCGGCUCCUCGCCAAGAAGGGGCUCAGCGGCCGUGCGAAGACUGUCACGGCCGGCCAAGACAUAAAGGACUCGUGUGGAAGAGCAACGACUGUUUAGCUGUAGCUUACUUGAAAUUCUCUGAAGCAGACGUGGUCACUGACGUUCUGCUAACGGAGCGAAGUCACUUGUCGCCCUCUUUGCGUUUCUCACCGGCUACUGAGCUCAUCUGCCACAUCAAAAGUGUAGUGUCUGCUUUACCAUGAGUCACGCCACCAUGGAUGUUACAUAAUGUUGUAAAGUGCUUUCUCACUUUAGUAAUGUUCUCAACUAAUUUGUCGUCGCGAUGUCGUGCUUUCUACAUGUCGGUAUAAAAUGAAGAAGAGGCAUUCCGUCCAUUUCUCUACUCCAUGGAAGUGUGUGUUUAUUUGUGUUAUAAAGACAUAUUUUGCAAGUCA